AGAGGAUUCACUUGCUUUCAUGUGUUAUAUACUCUACAUCUACGUGGUCCUGUCAUUUCAUGACUUCACAAGUUUGAGUUUGGUGAAAGCAAAGAGAGGCAGAAGUAGAGAUUUGCAAUAUUACAGAGGGAGGAAUUUGGCUUUGAGUGCAACAAAAAAGCAAAAAUAUUCAAGCUUUACCAUAAACGCGCAGCAGACAUACACUUCACAAGUCACCAUUCUAGCUGAUAUGCCCCUCUAUGAAUCCCCUCAUGUACGCACUGCACUCAGUUCUUUAUUCUUUUCUUGGUACAUGGAGGACAAGCCCAGAGUUUUCAAAGCCAUAUUUCCAGAGAACAGAGGAACCCAACGUGUUAACGAGGAGGAAUGGAGAAUCCGAAUGGAACCAAUAGCCUUUUUAUUCCUCACAGCCUGGCCUGUUGUUAAUAUGAGAAUUCGAUACAAAACUAAAGGAAAAGAAUACCCUUCUGGCGUUCCCACCAAUACCUCUACUGUUCUCGAGCUGAAAAUUAUAAAAUGGGAUCUAGAAGGGUUAACAGAGGGGAAAAAUAAACCAUCAGAAUUCAGGAUUAAUAUGGAAGGAGCACUUUACCCAGAUAGAAGAGGAGCAAGAAGCAGGAUCAAAGGUCAUUUCAAUAUGAGCCUUAGCUUCGCUCCGCCUCCUAUGCUUGCUUUGGUUCCUCCACAUGUUCAUCAACAUGUUACUCAAUCGGUUAUGAAUAAUAUGGCGGAGAGUAUGCAGCAUAAAGUAAGAGAUAAUCUGCUCGCCGAUUACACUAAAUUCAAGAAGGAAAACUACAAAAAUAUUCCGCCUCCACAAUAAGUUAGACUUUUCAUUGAAGGACAAGACUGAAAAUAAGAUAAACACCUAGUUCGAUGUGAAUUUUCCUUUUCGUGGCCUUUUGUAUUUAUUCAACUAAUCAAGCUAACAAUAAACAUUAUUGGUGUAUACUUUGUUAAUUAGUGAUAUCGUGUACGCAAAGGCAAGCACGAAGUAAGAUUACUACUUACAAGCA
Molecule: messenger RNA, 1016 nt
Organism: Nicotiana attenuata
Lineage: Eukaryota; Viridiplantae; Streptophyta; Magnoliopsida; Solanales; Solanaceae
Exons: 6
Coding region: 20-823 (267 amino acids)
Source: RefSeq, a predicted model, not a curated record